Arachis duranensis is the source of this 638-nucleotide messenger RNA. RefSeq names its product upstream activation factor subunit UAF30. NCBI's taxonomy places the organism in Eukaryota, Viridiplantae, Streptophyta, Magnoliopsida, Fabales, Fabaceae. Bases 1 to 411 code for a protein of 136 amino acids. Gene Ontology annotation, cellular component: nucleus. The transcript has 3 exons. The record is from RefSeq and is a predicted model, not a curated record.
AUGAAAACAUGCCACGUCAUCCCUAAUUUGAGUCACUUGUACGAAGCAUUGAAAAGUUCCGACCGUGCCGGAGCAUCCGCCACGGCCAAGAAGGCGGCGUCCGGUGGAGCUACCACCGCGACUAAGGCGGCGAAGAAGGCGCCGAGCAGGCCGCGCAACAACGUGGGGAUACAGAAGGUAGUGCCGGUGUCUUCCGAGCUCGGAAGCUUCCUCGGUGCUUCGGAGGUGUCCCGAACUCACGCUGUGAAGAGAGUGUGGGAGUACAUCAAGCUGCAGAAUCUUCAGAAUCCUAGUAAUAAGAAGGAGAUCUUUUGUGAUGACAAGUUGAAGACUAUUUUUGAUGGGAAAGACAAGGUCGGGUUCACAGAGAUUGCAAGAUUGCUAGCUACCCAUUUUGUAAAAUCAAGCUAGUGAUAUUCACCUUUGUUGGACUGUUGUUGAGAUGAUGAUGAUGAUGAUGGUAACUUGAUUUUUAGUACAUUAAGUAGGUCUUUUUUUGUGCAUGGUUUGUGACCAACCACUAAAGAAACUUGGAUUUUGUAAUUUCAGACAAUUGGGUUCCGACGUGAUGUUCUUUUGUUUCACGUUUGCUAUCUCAUUGUUUAAGAUUAUGCAUAUAUGUGCUUUUUAUUUUCUAA